This is a messenger RNA of Drosophila novamexicana, 1752 nucleotides long. RefSeq names its product meiotic recombination protein W68 (gene mei-W68). The coding region runs from base 12 to 1061 and encodes 349 amino acids. Gene Ontology annotation, biological process: meiotic DNA double-strand break processing; reciprocal meiotic recombination; meiotic DNA double-strand break formation. NCBI's taxonomy places the organism in Eukaryota, Metazoa, Arthropoda, Insecta, Diptera, Drosophilidae. Gene Ontology annotation, molecular function: ATP binding; DNA topoisomerase type II (double strand cut, ATP-hydrolyzing) activity; DNA binding. The transcript is spliced from 2 exons. Gene Ontology annotation, cellular component: nuclear chromosome. The record is from RefSeq and is a predicted model, not a curated record.
UGUCUUCCAAUAUGUACAAACUAUUGGUGCAUAUUGAGCAGAUUGUGCUCGAGCUGAUCUCAAGUAUAACGUCUUUUGAGAAUGUUACUUUAAAAGUUCCACGCAAAUGUCGAGAUUGGUACGACCCAAUCAAUUUUGAGGGUAAUAUCGGAGUAUUUGAGAACGUGAAGGCAAUUUUGAAUUGUCGCAAAAUUAUGUACAAUAAUCGACGUAGUCGUCAUCGGUUUUGUCUGAUUGUGUAUCUUUUGGCCGAGAUCCAUAACUUGCACUUGUCCGGCGGUAGUUGCACAAUCCGUGGACUCUACUAUCGGGACACUCAUGUGGUUCGUUCGCAGAGCUACAUUGUGGCAGCCAAAUUGGAUGUCUGCCGCAUGCUGAACACGGCGCCCGUCAAUCUGGGCAUAUUAUCGGCGUCGAAAGGACUCAUUGCAGGCGACAUAAAGCUGCUUAUGAGCAAUGGCGAUAUAUUGGACUGCAACGUCUAUUGUGGGGCUAUAACAUUGCCAACGGACUUUGAGAAUGUGGAACGCAUUGUGACAAAUGCCGAAAUGGUGCUGAUCGUUGAAAAGGAGUCUGUCUUUGAGAGCUUGCUUGCCUGCAAUGCGUUUAGCACAUUUGGCUUGCGUUUCAUUUUGUUGACCGGCAAGGGAUAUCCGGACUGUACAACGCGACGCAUUGUGCACAGAUUGUCCGUUGAGUGCAACUUGCCUGCCUAUAUACUCGUAGAUGCCGAUCCGUUUGGCAUUGAGAUAAUGCUUACCUACCGACACGGCUCGCAAGCCAUGAGCUUCUCGUCCAAGAGUCUUGCCACACCAAUGCUGCGCUGGAUUGGCUUGCAUCCGUCCGAAAUUGACAGUAUUUCCAAACGCGCUGUUGCCCUUACCAAAUACGACAAUAAAAAGAUUAUUGAUAUUCUUUCUCGCAGUUACAUUAGCUUGGGUGUCAGGCAGGAGCUGCAGACGCUGCAAAGAAUUCAGUUCAAAGCCGAAAUCGAGAGUGUCAUUGAUUUUUUAAGUCCUUACUAUAUACCCACUAAAAUUAAUAGGAAUUUGUUCUUGUAAUUUUUUCAAAUGGUUUUCUCAUCAAAUUGAUUAAACUAAACUAAAACUGUUUAUAGAGAUUGCUAGCAAAAGUUGAAUAGAAAAUUUCCACGCACCCAAAGCUAAUGUACUUUACUUUAUUUCUUUAAAAGAAAUUUAUUUGUAUUAAUAUUUGAAAACUGCAUUUCUUAUUUGCUGUAACCCUUUAUAAGUUCAUGUACACAAUCUUCUUGCACAAAAAUUGCAAAAGUCUUGCUAAAAUUGUGUCUAGAGCCCCAUUCGCACCACUUUUCCAAGAUUUAACUUAUACUUUUUGGACGAGCCGGAAUGCCAAAGUGGGUUGGGCAAUUUAUAAUUCCGUCGAUCACAAUCUGGAUUUGCUUUAAGUAUUUGUGUAUAAAGCAAAACCCAAAUUGUAUAGUUUUGAAUAGAAAAGAGAAAAUAUGCUUUAAAUGCGUUUAUGUUGAGGGGUACACAAAACUGUUUAUUUUUCUAAUUAAUAUGGCCAACUAUUUUCGAUAUGUUUUAAGAAACAAUAUUUGGACAUCAAAUGACAAACAUAUAUUUGAUUAUGACCAUUUUUUUUAAACCAAAUUCAUAAUGCACAGAAGCAUGAACCAACAUUCCAAAGGACCUUAGGAUUAACAAGAUGACAAAUGACUUGAGGAAUUGCCAAAAGUUAAAUACAAUAUAUUGAUUAAAGCACUUAAGA